GAGUCCAGAGGAAGGUGGAAGAGAGAGCACUACAAGUCUAUGAGGAGUCUGAGCACUACUAACAAUGGCACUGCACAAAGACUCCUAUGUUGUACUCAGUGAUGGGCACAAAAUGCCAGUGAUUGGAUUUGGAACAUUUGCCCCACAGAAGGUCCCCAAGAACCUGGCCGAGGAGGGCGUCAAAGUGGCCAUCGACGUUGGAUACCGCCAUAUUGACUGUGCUUUUAUCUACGGGAACGAGGUGGAGGUUGGACGGGCGAUAAGAGCAAAGAUUGCCGAUGGUACAGUGGAGAGGGAGGACCUGUUUUACACUGGGAAGCUCUGGUCCACGUUCCAAGUCCCUGAGAAGGUCCGUCCAGCCCUGGAGAAAUCUCUGAAAGAUCUUCAGUUGGAUUACAUGGAUCUUUUCAUCAUCCACAGCCCAAUAGAGUUCAAGCCUGGAGAUGACCCCUUUCCAUUGGAUGAAACUGGGAAAUUUAUUUACCAUAACACAGACAUUCGAGAUACAUGGAAGGCUCUGGAAGAGUGCAAAGACGCCGGGCUGGUCAGAUCCAUCGGGGUGUCCAAUUUUAACCACAAGCAGCUGGAGCUGAUCCUCAAUAUGCCUGGCCUGAAAUAUAAACCCGUCUGUAACCAGGUGGAAUGUCACAUCUUACUGAACCAGAGCAAACUGCUGGAGUUCUGCAAGUCCAAGGACAUUGUGCUGGUGGGAUACAGUGUAUUGGGGUCCAGCAGAGAUGAGCGAUGGAUAGAUCAGAAUUCUCCUGUGCUUCUGGAAGACCCCGUGUUGAAUGCAGUCGCUAAGAAGCACAAUCGGACCCCCGCUCAGGUAGCAAUGCGGUACCUGCUCCAACGAGGAGUUGUCGUUCUCGCAAAGAGCUAUACCCCUGCCAGGAUCCAGCAGAACUUCCAGGUUUUCGACUUUCACUUGGACAAUGAAGACAUGAGAAGCCUUGAUGGACUAAACAGAAACCUGCGUUAUGUUGACUCAACCAGGUGGUUGGAUCACCCGAAAUAUCCGUUCCAUGAGGACUACUGACUCUCCCACUGACAGAUACAGACGUCUUUGCAUUGAGAAGAAGGUCUACAUUUGCGGUUGAUAGGCCAGAACUCUAUGGUUUCUUCUCAUUGUAUGUCAUGAACAGCCCUCUCCCCGUUGCCUGGAAAUGAGACAAUAAAGAGAAAAUAUCAGUCUCCAAGUCUAGUAUUGGAGAUUUACGUGCGGCUGCUGAAUCCGUUCUGUUAGAAACAAAUGUCCAGGUUUAAUAAAAUGUAUCA
Xenopus laevis (African clawed frog) is the source of this 1278-nucleotide messenger RNA. RefSeq names its product aldo-keto reductase family 1, member C8, pseudogene S homeolog (gene akr1c8.S). NCBI's taxonomy places the organism in Eukaryota, Metazoa, Chordata, Amphibia, Anura, Pipidae. The record is from RefSeq and is marked provisional. Gene Ontology annotation, molecular function: oxidoreductase activity.